This is a messenger RNA of Mugil cephalus (flathead mullet), 4955 nucleotides long. Its product is annotated as poly [ADP-ribose] polymerase tankyrase-1. Bases 40 to 3834 code for a protein of 1264 amino acids. The record is from RefSeq and is a predicted model, not a curated record. Gene Ontology annotation, molecular function: protein binding; NAD+ poly-ADP-ribosyltransferase activity. The transcript has 28 exons. NCBI's taxonomy places the organism in Eukaryota, Metazoa, Chordata, Actinopteri, Mugiliformes, Mugilidae.
AGGAACAGCUUUUAUUGUCGCCAGAGAGCUGCUGCUGUAAUGGCGGUGCCUCGACGCUCUUCGCAGCAGCAACAGCAGCAAAGUGCGUUACAGUCUCCGCCGAGAAACAGCUCACUUUCGGGGGCUCCUCCUGGCUCUCCGCCGAUGGCUUUGCUCACCUCGGCCGUCGGACCACCGGAGAUCGAGAGGGAAUGCAGCGGGGGGAUUGAGAUGCCUCUGGCCUCCCCGGAUCUACCAGCCCCGGUCCUAGCGAGCAGUGCCAGCUCCACCACGACAACUUCUGGCGGCGGCAGCGGCAGCAGCGUCUCCAGUCCCGGAUCCGGAGCCACCAGCCCCACCGACGGCAACAGUGGCAUCGGCGGGGCGUUCAGGGAGCUGUUCGAGGCUUGUCGCAACGGGGAUGUUUCCAGAGUAAAGAGACUUGUCGAUUCGGUGAACGUAAACGCGAAGGACAUGGCUGGUCGAAAAUCAACUCCCCUUCAUUUUGCUGCGGGUUUUGGUAGGAAGGAUGUGGUGGAGCACCUCUUGCAGACAGGAGCCAAUGUUCACGCCAGGGAUGACGGAGGCCUCAUCCCCCUGCACAACGCCUGCUCGUUUGGACACGCGGAAGUUGUCAGCCUCCUCUUGUGUCAAGGUGCAGACCCCAACGCCAGAGAUAACUGGAACUACACUCCGCUACACGAGGCUGCCAUCAAGGGAAAAAUAGAUGUGUGCAUUGUGUUACUCCAACAUGGAGCUGACCCAAACAUUCGCAACACCGAUGGCAAAUCCGCUCUGGAUCUAGCUGACCCUUCAGCUAAGGCUGUCCUCACUGGUGAAUACAAGAAAGAUGAACUUCUGGAAGCAGCAAGGAGUGGAAAUGAAGAGAAGCUGAUGGCACUGCUCACUCCAUUAAAUGUCAACUGUCAUGCCAGCGAUGGUCGCAAGUCAACAUCACAAAAAAUGCUGUCCACACCCCUGCACCUGGCCGCCGGAUACAACAGGGUCCGUAUCGUUGAGCUCCUUCUGCAGCAUGGGGCUGAUGUUCACGCCAAGGACAAAGGUGGCCUGGUUCCUCUUCACAACGCCUGCUCAUAUGGCCACUUUGAGGUCACUGAACUCCUUCUUAAACACGGAGCCUGUGUGAAUGCCAUGGACUUGUGGCAGUUCACUCCCCUACACGAGGCAGCGUCUAAGAACAGAGUGGAGGUUUGUUCCUUGCUGCUGAGCCACGGGGCUGAUCCCACCCUACUGAACUGUCACAGCAAGAGCGCCGUGGACAUGGCCCCCACUCCUGAGCUCAAAGAAAGGCUCACCUAUGAGUUCAAAGGUCACUCACUGCUGCAGGCAGCCCGUGAGGCCGACAUGGCCAAAGUGAAGAAGACGCUGGCUCUGGAGAUCAUCAGCUUCAAACAUCCUCAGACCAACGAGACUGCUCUUCACUGUUCUGUGGCUUCGCCCCACCCAAAGAGAAAGCAGGUGACUGAGUUGUUGUUGCGUAAAGGUGCCAAUAUCAACGAGAAGAACAAAGACUUUAUGACUCCUCUGCAUGUUGCUGCCGAGAGAGCUCAUAAUGAUAUCCUGGAGGUACUGCAGAAACACGGAGCAAAGGUCAAUGCCGUGGACACAUUAGGUCAAACAGCUCUUCACAGAGCGGCCCUGGCCGGUCAUAUCCAGACCUGCAAACUUCUCCUCAGCUACGGGGCCGACCCCUCCAUCGUAUCUCUGCAGGGCUUCACCGCCGCUCAGAUGGGCAAUGAGGCCGUGCAACAGAUUCUAAAUGAAAACGUUCCGACACGUAAUUCAGAUGUGGACUACAGAUUUCUGGAGGCGGCCAAAGCAGGAGAUCUGGACACAGUUCAACAACUUUGCACCCCUCAGAAUGUAAACUGUCGGGACCUGGAGGGCCGCCACUCCACUCCUCUCCACUUUGCAGCUGGUUACAACAGAGUGGCUGUUGUUGAGUACCUGCUACACCACGGAGCUGACGUUCAUGCCAAAGACAAGGGCGGCCUGGUUCCCCUCCACAACGCAUGCUCCUAUGGUCACUAUGAAGUGGCCGAGCUGCUGGUCAGACACGGAGCUUCGGUCAACGUGGCUGAUCUGUGGAAGUUCACUCCGCUCCACGAGGCCGCAGCCAAAGGGAAAUAUGAGAUCUGCAAACUGCUUCUCAAACAUGGAGCUGACCCUUCCAAGAAGAACCGUGAUGGGAACAUGCCACUGGACAUGGUGAAAGACGGGGACACGGACAUACAGGACCUGCUGAGGGGCGACGCCGCUCUGUUAGACGCUGCCAAGAAGGGCUGCCUGGCCCGGGUCCAGAAACUCUGCUCUCCAGAGAAUAUCAACUGUAGAGACACACAGGGGCGCAACUCAACACCGCUCCACCUCGCAGCUGGCUACAACAACCUUGAAGUGGCGGAGUAUCUGCUGGAGCAUGGGGCUGAUGUCAACGCACAGGACAAAGGAGGCCUUAUCCCUCUUCAUAAUGCUGCUUCUUAUGGGCAUGUGGACAUUGCGGCACUACUGAUCAAGUACAAUACGUGUGUGAACGCCACAGACAAAUGGGCUUUCACGCCCCUCCAUGAAGCAGCCCAGAAAGGUCGUACACAGCUCUGUGCGCUGCUGCUGGCUCAUGGAGCCGACCCCACUAUGAAAAACCAGGAGGGUCAGACAGCUCUGGAUCUGGCCACGGCUGAUGAUAUUCGAGCCCUGCUCAUGGACGCCAUGCCACCAGAUGCCCUGCCCAGCUGCUUCAAGCCUCAGGCUACAGUGGUUAGCGCCUCCGUGAUCUCCCCUGCUUCAACGCCAUCCUGUCUGUCCGCUGCCAGCAGCAUAGACAACCUGGCGGGGCCCCUCACUGAGCUGGCUGCAUCCGCCUCCGCCGGGACCUCUGGAGUGGCAGAUGGAGCCACAGGCACCGACCGCAAAGAAGGGGAAAUGGCAAUGCUGGACAUGAACAUCAGUCAGUUCCUGAAGAGCCUGGGCCUGGAGCACCUCAGAGACAUCUUCGAGAGGGAGCAGAUCACCCUGGACGUGCUGGCUGACAUGGGCCAUGAGGAGCUGAAGGAGAUUGGGAUUAAUGCGUAUGGCCACCGGCACAAGCUCAUUAAAGGUGUUGAGAGGCUGUUGGGCGGCCAGCAAGGUGCCAACCCGUACCUGACAUUCCACUGUGCCAACCAGGGCACCAUCCUGAUCGAUCUCGCCCCAGACGACAAAGAGUACCAGUCUGUGGAGGAGGAGAUGCAGAGCACAAUCAGAGAGCACAGAGACGGAGGCAACGCUGGUGGUGUCUUCAGCAGAUACAAUAUUAUCAAAAUUCAGAAGGUGGUAAAUAAGAAGCUGAGGGAACGUUACACCCACCGACAGAAGGAGAUCGCAGAUGAGAACCACAAUCAUCACAAUGAGCGGAUGUUGUUUCACGGUUCCCCUUUCAUCAACGCAAUCAUCCACAAAGGCUUUGAUGAGCGCCACGCCUAUAUAGGAGGGAUGUUUGGAGCAGGAAUUUAUUUUGCAGAGAACUCCUCAAAGAGCAAUCAGUACGUCUACGGCAUUGGUGGAGGCACAGGCUGCCCAACGCACAAAGACAGAUCCUGCUAUCUGUGCCACAGGCAAAUGCUGUUCUGCCGAGUCACUUUGGGGAAAUCCUUCCUACAGUUCAGUGCCAUGAAGAUGGCUCACGCCCCCCCAGGACAUCAUUCAGUAAUUGGGCGGCCCAGUGUUAACGGCCUAGCUUAUGCCGAGUACGUCAUCUACAGAGGAGAGCAGGCCUACCCAGAGUACCUCAUCACCUACCAGAUCCUUAAACCAGAGACCGCAGCUCAGGCGGCUGCAGGAGCGGAGCAGAAGUCGUAGUCACGUCACACACACUCACACAAGGACUCGAUGCUCGUUAUUUUCUCCUUUGUAUUGCAAAUGCCUGAACACUUUUUAUUUACCAAGCACAUUUCCAGUCUCCUGUCCAGUAGAACCCAUGGUGACCAGUGCUUGAGCAGAUAUGCUGUAUAAUAGUCUCCCACUCAUGGUGAUGACACACUUUUUUCUUUUUUUUUUUUAAGCAUUGCCAGCAUGUUAAUACAGAAGCAUGUAAGGCCCAAUAGCGUGCGUGGGUUAGUUUAAGAAUCUCUCUCCUCCUCACCAAUCAGGAGGAUGCUUGUAGAGACUUUGAAGUAUCAGCAUUAACAGUUUGCUAUCGUUUGUCGCCUCAUGCUUUGUGACUGUGGAGAAUCACCGGCCUCUUUCACCUUCACAUGCACACGUACUUUCACACACUGGUUCACUGUCAAAACCUGAAACCUGUGGACUACUGCUACCACCGUAUUUGGGUUCAUCCUCUAUAGAGUGGCCUAUAGUAACUGUGAUUUUAACCUAUAACACUACCAGACAGGUAACAGUGCGUCAUUGCUAUGCUGAAAUGCUGACUCUCAAACUUUCAACCCAAGGACACUACCGACACUGAACUGAAAUAUCUUUUGUGGUUUUUAUUCAAGGCUGGACACGCUGGACUUGGAAAGGGCUCUCAGUCAAAUCACAAAAUUUGAGAGCUGUAUAAGAGAGGAUGUGUGGCUCAGCAGUGCAAUGUAAGGCAUCGUGACAUUAAGGUGUUGUACUUUAUAAGCGUUCUAUAUGACUGCUUCAUACAGUAGAGUUGGUAUAUGUUGAAACAUACUUGUGAUGCCUUGCAAGUGUACAGCCAGUGAGCUCAUCAGAGCACCCUUUCUGUUGCCAUGGUCUUACUCACAGACAUCCCACACAUAAGGAUUUGCACUUUUACAUAGAAACCUAUUUAAGUUAUUUUGAUUUUAAUUUGCGGGAAAAAAAAUAUUUGUACAGGUUGUGUAAAUGGUUGUGUAUAACUGUUGCUGUUUAACAAUAUGUAUGAGUUAAACUGUAAAUGACAUCGGAAUUUCAUGCCUUCUCGAUUCUCCCAAUUGUUUUUGUUUUUUUGUUUUUUAAUAAAUGUCCCAUUAACAGCU